AUCUGAUCACAGCUCGAAGCUCUCUCCUUUCACACACCCCAAGUUUGUGUUUUUUUUUCCGACUCCGCCGUUGCUACCUCGUUAAGGAUAUCAUAUCGCACGGUGUAUAUCCCACAUCAACUCGUCGCUCAAACGGUUACCAUACCGACACGAACCACACGAACCACGCCCGCGACCGCGCGCCCGCGUCGCACCGCCGAUUCCCACGCGAUUGCGAAUACCACCCACUAAGCAAACGAGGAUUGAUCAAGAUGUACCACGGCGUUUCUAAAUUCUGCCCAAGGUAGCCGGAACGUUGGAUAGCCGGCUGUGGAACGGAGCGAAAUAAUCAACAAUGGGUCAGGGCUUUUCACUUGCAACCCCCCGCGCGGGGGGUGCCGGCAUCGACGUCCCAGAGCUCGCAGACUUGGUCUACGAGCGGUCCGUCGGCACUGGUGUAUUUAUGAAGAGUGUCCGGGCCAGGCACCAUGAGGGUGUCGUGCUGGCCAAGGUGUUCGUCAAACCAUACCCAAUGUCAUUAGACGAAUACAAGCAAGCCAUCAUCCGCGAGAGACGAGUUUUGAACGACGUGCCGAAUGCGCUCCCCUACCAACGCGCCAUCGAAACCGAGACAAACGGGUACCUCGUUCGGCAGUUCCUCUACAACUCCCUCUACGACCGCCUCAGCACCCGGCCGUUCCUGGAGGACAUCGAAAAGAAGUGGUUGGCGUUUCAGCUCCUGUGCGCCCUCCGCGACUGCCACAGCAAGGGCGUCUACCACGGUGAUAUCAAAACCGAGAACAUCCUCGUGACGUCGUGGAACUGGCUAUACCUCGCCGAUUUCGCGUCGUCCUUCAAGCGCGUCAUGCUUCCCGAGGACAACCCGGGUGACUUCUCUGUGUUCUUUGACACGUCCGGCAGGAGAACAUGCUAUCUAGCGCCCGAGAGAUUCCUACCUCCAGGUGAAGAGGCCGACCCGAACGCCAAGGUGACCUGGGCCAUGGACGUCUUCAGUGUCGGCUGUGUCAUUGCCGAGCUCUUCCUCGAGACACCAAUUUUCAGCCUGAGCCAGCUUUAUUCGUACCGAAAAGGCGAAUACGAUCCCGUAAUAUCACACCUCAGCAAGAUCCCCGACAAGGACCUACGAGAAAUGAUCACACAGAUGAUCCAGCUGGACCCGCAAAAGCGAUACUCGGCCGAGCAGUACCUGGACUUUUGGAAAGGCAAGGUGUUUCCGGAGUACUUUUACAGCUUUCUGCACCAGUACAUGGAGUUGAUCACCGACCUUUCGUCUGCUCAGUAUUCUGCAGGGGGCAUUGCGAGGAAUAUUGGCGAAGCAGACCAGCGAAUCGAGCGGGUGUGGCUCGACUUCGACAAGAUAUCUUAUUUUCUCGGCUACCAUGACGAGGAGAACCGCGCCGAGGAGCGCCAGCUUUCCCCGAGGCUUGGUUUAAAGAACUUCCCCGUGCGUCUAAACAUCCCGAACAACGAGCACUACGUCUCCCCUGAUAAGCAACCGUCGGCCGAUGACGGCACGCUGAUCUUUUUGACUCUGGUCGUGUCAUCCCUUCGAAACACGGCCCACGCCGCCCCGAGGGUCAAAGCCUGUGACAUAUUGCUCGCCUUUGCCGAACGGCUGACCGACGAGGCAAAGCUGGACCGCGUUCUGCCGUACCUAGUCGCGCUGCUCAAGGACAAGAGCGAUGUGGUGGUAGUCUCCGCCGUUCGGGCCAUCACCCAGCUCCUCGACCUCGUCAAGGUCAUCACCCCCGUGAACUCUCAAAUCUUCCUCGACUAUGUCAUGCCCCGCAUGGAACCAUUGUUGCUGGAUACACAGAGGACGUUUUGUCCCAUCGUGAGGGCAACGUACGCCUCUUGCCUCGGAAAGCUGGCCAUCUGUGCGGACCGCUUCCUCGCGAUGGCUGCGACCCUGAGGGCGGAUGGAACCGCGGCUCUCGCGGACCCCGAAGUUGAACCUGGGAACGAGGCGGAGACGCCGUUCGCCGGGCUGUUUGACAACGCCCGCCGGGAGCUCGCUGAGAUAUUCGAGGUCCAUACCAAGACGCUCAUUGAGGACUCAGACCCCUUCGUUCGACGAGCGUUUCUCACUUCGGUCCCUGAUCUGUGCAUCUUUUUCGGCGCUCUUCAGGCUAACGACAUCGUCCUUACACAUCUGAAUACUUACCUAAAUGACCGGGACUGGAUGCUCAAGUGCGCCUUUUUCGACACCAUCGUUGGCAUCUCGGCGUUCCUGGGGAGCAAUAACCUGGAAAAGUUCAUGCUACCUCUCAUGGUUCAGGCUACCACUGAUCCAGAGGAACACGUUGUCCAGGGGGCGCUCCAUUCACUAGCAGAACUGGCAAAUAUUGGUCUUCUAACCAAACACACAUACCUCGACCUGGUGGACAUGAUUGGGCGGUUUACAAUGCACCCCAACCUUUGGAUUCGGGAGUCGGCUGCCGAGUUUGUAUCGGCUGGCACGCGCUUCCUGAGUCCAGCCUAUCUCAGGGUUCAGGUGCUACCGCAGUUGGUGCCUUAUCUCAAGCCACACCGGCUGCCGGCCUUUUCCGAGCUCGACCUGCUUGAGGCACUUCAAAAGCCGUUGUCACGGUCGGUAUUUGACCAAGCCUUGCUGUGGGCAUCGAAGACGGACAGGGGAAACUUUUGGAAGCCCUUUAGAAAACUUCGCGAUGCUGUCUCGAAACCGGUCUCGUCCAGGGCGGAUGCAAGCUCCAAGAUGUUGACUAAGACGGCGCGGAACGAGGAAGACGAGCAGUGGUUGAACAAGCUGCGAAAUCUUGGACUUGCUCCAGAAGACGAGCCCAAACUACUCGCGUUGAGAGAGUUUAUCUGGCGAUUAAGCCAGAUCAAAGCGAGGGAUUCGGCCGCGCAGGACACAGGGGCUACGAAUGCGCUCAACAACAUUAUUUCGACUCGUGAAUUGGGCAUCAUGCCCCAGACUGUGUUAUUCGUCGAAGAAUCACCCGUUCCGCCCGUGGUGACUCCAGAGCAAGACCCAAAUGCGCCACGGACUAUCAAGGAUGCUCUUCUCGACGCAUCCAUGUCGAUCGACGACCCUGUCGGUAAGAAGCGGCGAGCGGCGUUAAACAGCCACCGGGCCCGCCUCGGGAGCCGGGAUAAUCUAUCGCCCAUGUCUACAGAUAGUAGACGGCCACUAGAGGAUGAUUCGGCUGCCUCUUCGACAAUCGGAGCGGGAGAAGUCGCGAAAGCCACGAUUCGGAAGACAUCCAAUACUCACGGCAACGCGGCUACCCUGUCGCCGAUAGAUGACGAUGUAUCCGUUCAGGAUGCUCCGUAUGCGACGAGAAGGGGCCUGCGGCAUCAAUCGAGCGCCAUGAACCUCAUGAACAGAAAGGACAGCGGCAAGUCUGGGCCAGAAACUGGUACCACCGAGACAAACGCCUUUGGCGAGGUGGAAGGUCCCUUUAGACAACCCCCCGCGCGCAAGUCCUCAGAGCCCGAGACAGACUCUGCCUUAAUCUACGCCAACACGCGGCUACGCGCCAACCACACAUACAGGGGCAAUGAUCCCAACAUCCUCAAGAUGCUUGACGAGAUGUAUGUCGAUAAUUAUCCGCACGAUGUUUACGACUACGGGCCCAUGGUGACACCCAUCAGUCGCCUGAAGUCCACCAAGUCGACGGGAUCUCAACAAGCAAGGGAGGAUGCAUGGAAACCAUCCGGCAAGCUCGUGGCCACGUUCUCGGAGCACAUCGGGGCGAUCAACCGGAUUGUUGUCUCCCCAGACCACCAAUUCUUCCUCACGGGUGGCGACGAUGGAUGCGUCAAGGUUUGGGACACGGCCCGGCUCGAGCGCAACAUCACCCACAGGUCGAGGCUCACACACAAACACGCCCCGGGGGCUAGAGUGCUCUCGCUCUGCUUCAUCGAGAACACACACAGCUUCGUCAGCUGCGCAAGCGACGGCAGCGUCCACGUGGUCAAGGUCGACACCAUCCUCAGCGGGGCCAGCUUCCGCUACCCGCGGCUCCGGCUGCUGCGCGAGUACCAGCUCGUCGAGGGCGAGUUCGCCGUGUGGUGCGAGCACUUCAAGCAGGACGGCAACUCGGUGCUGAUCCUGGCGACCAACAAGUCGGUCGUGCGCGGCAUCGACCUGCGCACCAUGACGCUCCUCUACAGGCUCGAGAACCCGGUGCACCACGGCACGCCCACCUGCUUCUGCGUCGACCGCCGCCGCAACUGGCUCUGCCUCGGCACCUCGCACGGCGUGCUCGACCUGUGGGACCUCCGCUUCAAGAUGCGCCUCAAGGGCUGGGGCGUGCCCGGCAAGGGCUCCAUCUACCGCCUGUCCAUCCACCCGACCAAGGGCCGCGGGCGGUGGGUGUGCGUCGCGGGCGGCACCGGCCAGGGGGAAGUCACCGUCUGGGACCUCGAGCGCACGCUGUGCCGCGAGAUCUACCGGGUGGGGGGAAACAAGGAAGGGCCCAAGGGCUACGAGGCGUGGGAGGUGGACGAGGACCGGCCCGAGGGCAUGCUGGGCCGGUUCGCGACGGACCUGGAGCCGGCGGCGACGGGCAACGCCGACCGCGGCGUGCGCGCCAUGGCCGUCGGCACGGGCGUCGUCGACGACGCCGACCGCGAGGUCCGCCACGCCUUCAUCGUCACCGCCGGCGCCGACAAGAAGCUCCGCUUCUGGGACCUGCUGCGCGUCGAGAACAGCGCCGUGUUUAGUGGUCUGCGCCCGGACGAGGGCAAGCCGACUUUUACGGCCAGCCAUCCCACCCCGUCCAUGACGCUGAAUACCGAGCGCUGGCUGCGCCCCGUCGGUGCCUCGGCCUCGGGGUCCGGUGGUGGUGGUGCGGCUGUGCCUGGGGCUCCUGGGAGGAGCGGCCGGAGGAGUCGGGCGCCCAAGUCGACGGUCAUGUCGCUGGAGGAGCAGGAGUUGCUGAAGAGUCACCUGGAUGCCGUGGUUGAUGUUGCGGUGCUGGAGUCGCCUUAUGUGAUGACUGUUUCGGUGGAUAGGAGUGGGGUUGUAUUUGUCUUUCAGUGAGGGGUGAAUUUUGGGAUUCUGGUCUGGGGGGCUUGGUAGGGGUGGAUAUUGUAUGGUAGGUAGGAGAUGGUGGUUAUGGGAGUUGAGUUAAGGG
Messenger RNA from Chaetomium fimeti, 5105 nucleotides. RefSeq lists its product as uncharacterized. Bases 335 to 5011 code for a protein of 1558 amino acids. The record is from RefSeq and is a predicted model, not a curated record. The transcript has 2 exons. Gene Ontology annotation, molecular function: protein binding; protein serine/threonine kinase activity; ATP binding. Gene Ontology annotation, biological process: protein targeting to vacuole; autophagy of peroxisome; macroautophagy. Gene Ontology annotation, cellular component: phosphatidylinositol 3-kinase complex, class III, type I; phosphatidylinositol 3-kinase complex, class III, type II; late endosome. Lineage: Eukaryota; Fungi; Ascomycota; Sordariomycetes; Sordariales; Chaetomiaceae.